GGAAAUGAAGAUGAUUGAAGCCAAUGGCAUUAGUGUCAAUUCCUUGAGGUGUGAUCUUAAAGUUCACUGUUUUAUAUGCGAUGCCCCAGCCCGUGCAUUUGUUAAACAAGUGAAAGGCCAUGCCGGAUACGAUUGUUGUGAGAAGUGUGUUCAGAAAGGUGAAUGGGAAGGAAAAUUGACAUUUCCUGUUCACCUUUCUUUACUUCAACGUGAAGAUGUUCCAUUGCGUGAUGAUGCCCGGUUCAAGGAGCAAUUCUACAAUGAUACUCAUCAGGUAGGUAUCUCACCGUUGACCGAUCUUUCACUUGGUGUUGUGUCCCAAUUCCCCUUAGAUUAUAUGCAUUUAGUAUGCCUUGGAGUGAUGAAGCGUCUUAUUUGGCUGUGGGCACGUGCCCCUAUAAAGAAACAUGCAUCAAAGUUGUCUGCUGAACACCUCAAGCAAAUUUCGGAACAUAUACUUCUUUGUCAAGAUAGUCUUCCCUCUGAAUUUCAAAGAAAAUGUCGUUCUCUAUCUGAACUGGAGAGAUGGAAGGCAACAGAAUACAGGCAGUUCCUGUUGUACCUCGGUCCUGUUGUAGUCAAGGGGUGCAUGUCAGAGCAAUGUUACAAAAACUUCUUGUCCUUUCAUGUGGCUAUCUCUUGUCUAGCCAGCGAGGCUCUUUGGCAAUCACACUGUGGGUAUGCUUAUGACCUGCUGGCGCAUUUUGUGCAUACAUUUGAAAAGCUCUAUGGGACUGGCCAAAUGGUCUACAAUGUCCACAACUGUAUUCAUCUGGCCGCAGACGUUCAAACAUUUGGACCAUUGGAUUCUUUUCCUGCAUUUGCAUUUGAAAGUUUCUUAGGGAAGCUGAAGAAGAAAAUUCGAAAACCAGAACGACCUUUAGCACAGAUAAUAAGAAGGCUCUCUGAAAUGGACAACUGUACUAUCAACGAAGAAACCAAGAAGAAGACUGAUUUACCUCGUCCGGGGACGGAUCCUGGACACGUCCCACCAGGAUAUGAUGAUGCUACUCCUUUCAAAUCGAUCUACCACGAUGGUGUGAAAUUAUCAGCUGAUACCGGUGACAACUGUUUACUCUUGGCCAACAAGAUAGUCGUUAUUCAGAAUAUCUUAGUGGAAUGUGACGUAGGAAAGGUGGUUGUAGUUAAACAUUUCAGAAGGAAAGAGGACUUCUUUACUCAUCCUAUGUCAUCAUCUCAGCUUGGUGUUUGGAAAGUUUCCCACUUGGCUCCUAACCAUGAAGUCAUCCCUUUGCCAAACCAUGUCAAGAAAUGUGUGCUGUUGCCGUACAAGGAUGGUUUUGUUGCUUUUCCAUUACUUCAUCAAUAGGCCUACAAAAUGUACUAUCUAGUUGACAGAUUCAUUCAUUCGCAUUGUUCUUCAUGGGUGGGAUGUUUGUUAAUAGAGAAUUCAAAACAAUGCAGUCGUAUUCUGUCUGAUUGAAAACUGUCAUGACUGUGGAAAUUGAAGCUAUCAAGCAAGUGAAUACAUGUAGUAGUAUCUCUCAGUGAGUCAACUUCGGAUUAGGGAUGGCACUGGAAAGUGAUCAUUCAUUGCAAGGCUCGAAAUAAAUUUUUUUGAUUUCCAGCAAUUUUCAUUUUAGAUGAAGUUUUAUGUCCCAAAUCUACAUGUACUAAUUUAAUUACUAAAUGAAUGAUUUGAAUUCUGUGGAAAAAGUUGCUAAGUUGUUGGUUCUUUGUGAAGCACUGCAAUUCCUGGCGUAGCACAAUGCGAUGUGAAACGCUUAUUUCGACCCUUGACUCGCCUCAAAAGUUAAAGCCUGUUGUGACAUCAUGAGACUUUGUGACAUUAUGUGACAAGCAGUGGCAGACCAAGACUUUUUCAAGGCAGUGCUUAGAUUGAAUAGUCUUAAAACAUUUCUGUGGUCCUCUUCUUUUUGCAAAAAUUUCCAGGGGUUGUCAGAGACCCAACCUGACACACUAGUCACUUUGCCAUCCAUCUUUGGUGGAAAUCCUUCUAGAAAUAACUGAAUUCGUCAUUUUCACUGAUAAAAUCUGUUUGCCCUGCAUGUGACAAAAGCACUGCUGAUGUGACAAACUGGCAAAAAGCUGUGAUGAUCUAGAAAUCUGUGCCUGUAAUUUACAUUUAUUCAAAAUUUAUAUUUUUGCAUGCUUUGUGUACAUAAAUGAUGUAAACAGUUUAAAUGGAUUGAAUGCAUUUCAGUAUUCUUCGAAAAACCGAAAGUAUGUCCACCUUGUACAGAUUUAAAAUAGUGCAGUUUACGAAAGAAAAAGGGGCUACCGAAGUUGUUCCCGAAGAAUGGCUCAUAAGGAACGAAACGCAAACGCUUUGGCCGUCUUACCGAACCGACGAACGCAAUCGGCUAGCCGCUGAAAAGAGGGAGACUGUUCGGAAAGAUUGGAAGUCAUACGACAUCAAAAUCCUUGGCACACAAGUUUUUUACACUGAGGCCAUAAAGGAUUUGAAUGCUUUAAUGGACCAGACCGUAACAGAUGUCGAUGACAGCCUUACUGAGGAGGAGCUUGGCCACAAAAUGGAUGGGAAUGUACGGUCAUCCACCAGGAAAGGAUGUCCUCCUCCACGCUUUGACUUGUUUAAUGAAGCCGAUCAAGCUGAAGUAAGUGGAGGAUCCAGCCCUUCACCAGAUCACUCGUUGCCGCCACAGUCACUGCAAUCUCCAACCCCUGUUAACCGUCUUUCACAACAGCAAUCCCAGCCGGUUCCAGCGUCCACCCCUGUUAUCCUCCCGCCACCACGACAGCGACUGCAAGUUCAAGCCUCAACAUCUGCUUUCCGUUCAUUGACCCGUGUUCAGUUGCCCUCACCACCACUCCAUAACAGUACACCUCAUAGAGCAAGACCAAAUAAUGAUGGAUCUGAAAGAGAUAAGCGGAUGUUUGCGUUGUUGGAACGCAUCUCCGAAGAGGUUCGCCUGGUUCAUCAGAAGGUGGACCAGCUUACUGUCAGGCAAAACAAUGGUGCUGAUGAUUCUGUAGCUGUAGAGGAGGGUAACUGGCCGGAGGAUAUCAUUCUCCCAAUUGAAACGGUGGAGGACAUGAAAGCCUUCGAAAAUCGUCUUGAGGGGGACAAAGACCUUCGAAGACUCUUCGUUCGAAAAAUGAUGCUGAAGGGUGGCAACAACCCUGAGGAUGCUGUUGCAAGGAUGAUGAGGCUGACGUGGGGGAAAGGUGUCUGCAAGGAAUUUAACUUCACAGGAAAAUCCUCAAAGGGGGUCAGAAAGGAGUCCUUCAGUGCCUUGAAGACCAUGAAGACUCUCCUCAUUAAGGCUGUCCGUAAGAACCCAGCUUCAAGACAUGCUUCUGAAGCAUUCAUCGAAGAACGUGUCAGAAGUGUUCUGAAAAACUCCAAGGAUAUGAACGGCGGCCGAAGGGAACGGGAGAACAGAAGAACAAACACUGUACGACAGGAGGAAGCUAUGGCUGAGUAGUGGAAUGCUGAUAUGCCAAUUAUCCACAACUGCCAAAAUAUCCUGCUGUCAAAUUAUCCUGUUUUCCAGUAUUUGUAUAUAAGUGCACCUCGAUUAUAACUAUAAGCGCAUAAAUAUGGUAAGAUUGUUCUGUUGAAAAUCCAUGAUUGAUGAUACAUGUAAAAAGCUAGCGAAAUAAUUCCAUGGACGGAGGGGAUCGAAUUGUUCUGUUGAGAAUCCAUGAUUGAUGAUACAUGUAAAAAGAUUGUGGAUUAAUUUUUGAACCAAUAUGCAAUUAAACGAAGAAUUCGCCAUAUAUUUUGGGAAGCAUACAUUCGAUCCCCUCCGUCCAUGGAAUUAUUUCGCUAGCUUAGAUGAUCAGGAGGACCGUGUUAACAUAGAGAAGAUUAUGGUUGUUUUGCAUUUAGCUUCGUCUGUUGCCAUGAUUUUUGUAAAUUUUUGUACAUACCGUAUCAUUUACAAGUUCCAUAGCAUUUGUGUCAAAUAUUCACUGCCAGUUCAUUUUUACGCUGGUUUCGAUGUACCGGUACGGUAAAACCGGAACAUGACAUUUUGCUUAUUGGGCAUUUAAUUUUGUGGGUGUCUGUAACUCGCAAAACUAUGAAUUAUAGGUGUUUAAACUGACAGUGCCUGGUAAGUUGGGCAUAAUCUAACUUUCCUCCUAUUUUCAGAAAUUGGCACAAAUAACCAGCAGCAAAUAUUUCCCAUGUUUAGAGAAAGUGUCAUUCAUACAUGUUGCUUGAGCAUUUUAAAGUAUCAUAAUUAUUUCUGAGCUCUACUAUUUUUGUAUUAGUCAUGAGCAUUAUUUGAGACAAAAUGGUAAAAUUUACAGGGUUUAAAAUGAAAUACAUAUCCUGCAUAGAUGUUUUAAGUGUUGCACUGCUGGUUUUUCAUUCAUACAUGUUGCUUGAGCAUUUUAAAGUAUCGUAAUUGUUUCUGAGCUCUACUAUUUUUGUACUAGUCAUGAGCAUUAUUUGAGGCAAAAUGCCAAAUGUUAACAUUACAGGGUUUAAAAUGAAAUACGUAUCCUGCAUAGAUGUUUUAAGUGUUGCACUGCUGGUUUUUCAUUAAUACAUGUUGCUUGAGCAUUUUAAAGUAUCGUAAUUGUUUCUGAGCUCUACUAUUCUUGUACUAGUCAUGAGCAUUAUUUGAGGCAAAAUCACGUGUCCUGCAUAGAUGUUUUAAGUGUUGCACUGCUGGUUUUUCAUUCAUACAUGUUGCUUGAGCAUUUUAAAGUAUCGUAAUUGUUUCUGAGCUCUACUAUUUUUGUACUAGUCAUGAGCAUUAUUUGAGGCAAAAUGGUAAAAUUUACAGGGUUUAAAAUGAAAUACGUGUCCUGCAUAGAUGUUUUAAGUGUUGCACUGCUGGUUUUUCAUUCAUACAUGACAUGUUGCUUGAGCAUUUUAAAGUAUCGUAAUUGUUUCUGAGCUCUACUAUUUUUGUACUAGUCAUGAGCAUUAUUUGAGACAAAAUGGUAAAAUUUACAGGGUUUGAAAUUAAAAAUGUAUCAUGUAUAGAUUUUUUUUUGUACUUGAAACAAAACAAUUCUUGCCAAUCGGAGUGAUUUUACAGAAUUGCAUUU
Messenger RNA from Lineus longissimus, 5013 nucleotides. RefSeq lists its product as uncharacterized. The record is from RefSeq and is a predicted model, not a curated record. The transcript is spliced from 6 exons. Lineage: Eukaryota; Metazoa; Nemertea; Pilidiophora; Heteronemertea; Lineidae. Bases 2175 to 3431 code for a protein of 418 amino acids.